AUGUUGGGAGACAAGAAGAAGUCGAGCCGUCGGCUGUCGAGUUUGUUCGGAUCGUCUGGGUCGUCGGAACCGUCAUCAGGGUCUACGAAUACGAAGUUGAGCCCAACACCUGCUUCGUCAGAGUCCAGCAGCCGCCUGACCAAAGUGCGCAACCGCCUCUCCUCGGCGUCACAUCUGACGCCCGAAUACCCUCCACCAGCUGCACCCGCCUCUCCACGUCAAGUGUCUCUUUCCAAUCCCACUAUCCAGCCAGUCGACCCUGCCGAUCUUGAGCCGCUGGAGCCGCCGCCGCCGCUCGAGGUCCCUUCGCGCGCAUCUUCCCCCGCUAGCAGUCGACCAGGAACGCCGAGCUUAGAACCAAGUUCUGAAGGCAAACUCAAGAAACUGCGCAGGAAGAGCGGUCUUUUUGGAGGCCCGCCAGGUGGCAUUGAGGGGCUCAAUGGCUCGCACAGCAGAACAUCGUCAGGCAAUGCCAGCCCGCUUGCGUGGAUAGUCGGACACAAGGGCAAGGUCCCAUACAACCUGACCUUCUUGUUGAACGGCGAAAAGGUGCCUGAACUAUGGGACGAUGCAGGUGACACGUUUGUCUACCUCUUUCCCCGCACAUCUGACAAGGGCCCUUCCUUCCGUAUCGACUCGUCCGUAUACGCAGCAUCACAGCUGCUCACCCGCCUCGUACAUGGCAGCCUCUACAGCGAUGGGAACGUGCCCCCGCUAGAUCUGGCAGAAAGAACGUCGCGACGCGUGUCUCGUGAACCCUUUGGCGAACAAUCACGGACCGCAUCUCCCGACCAAAGCCAGAUAGGAAGCUCGGAUGAAUCGAUAUCCAAGGGGUCCAGAGCGCUAAGCGACGCCCUCGAUGAUGAGUACACGGAAAAGCAUCUAUACAUGCCGAUCUCGCUGAGCUCAGACUCAAACAUCACGCCUCACGAGCCGCAACUAAACGCAAGCGACACGGACACAUUGGUCACCUACCGCAACUUUUUCGCCUUUCUCAUUGGCCAGUCGCUGGUCGCUACGGAGCGUCACUCAGACAUCUUCGACAUAUUCCUGCGGAUAGGAGACAUUUUGUCACACUAUGCCUUCUCCAACGUUGAUGGAUCUACCUUUGGCGAAGUUGCUGCUUCGAGCUUCGACUGCUAUGUCGAUGAAUUGACUCUGGCAGACGUCCGUCACAGCCGCGAGAAGACGAUAGAAGCCAUUGUAUUAGGAGAAAGAUUGCGGUCCAUGUCGCUAUACACGGAAGGCUUUGUCCACGCUGCUGGAAAGUACGACAGCAUCAAAGAGCUGGACUCGCCCAAAUUUGCCAUGAUCAGCCCCAAGAGUGCUACGCGACUAGCUCGUGCUGCUAUGGAUCUGGACAACCGCGAAGCCACCAUCAAUGGAAAGCUCAAAGACUUUGAGUUUCCGCACAUUUUCUCCGGUAUCAUGAACAGCGCCAUGGCAAGCGAAGGCAAGGUCAUUAGCUUCAAAAAAUGGAGGGCUGCCUUCAUGACGAUCAAAUCUUUUGUUAUGGACUACUACCGGCACAAGUACGGUUCAUGGCUACCAAAAGCCAAGUCAAAGAAGAACAACCUAACCACAAGUGGCCUUAACCGAUUGGUCCUAUUGGAAAUUUACCACGACAUGUCCAACUUGUAUGACCUCCUUGUGGACAGGAAGAACUUGACGAAUCGCACCGCGGACGGCUUCAUCGCAGAAGACGAGGGAACUGAUAUCGAAUCAAUUGUCGCACGUGCGCUGAGAAAGGUUUUGAGCGAAUACGACCGUAGCACGCCGCCAGUCGCGCCACCAAUUCCUUUUGACCUGCCACUAUAUCCCAUUUCGCAAAACGCAAAGACAGGCGACGCGAAGAAGGAUGCGAAAGCACGUGGGAAAAAGCUACACAAAGACGAAGUAGCAAAACUGCUAAAGCAAUCGCACAAUGCAGACGCUGAACAGCAAACACCAUUCUUGGAGGCUUUCCGCCAGUUUGAAUUCAAGCAAGCCACGGGCUCGAAUAUGGACGACAUGUGGGAUAUGCGGUCGGGACAGUGGCUGUUCCUGUACGCCGUCAUCCAGUCAUUACCCAUGUUGAUCGUUGAUGCACCCGGCGUCCGGUUUACCGAGGGUGUGGAAUACUUCCUGUGCGAGGUACCUCGAAGCGGUGUACCGUGGGCUCGGGAGGACACAACACGAUCUCGAACAUGGUUUGGUGUAGCAGGAGGAGCACAGGUCGUCAGCUUACCAACGGAUGUUGUCGAACACGGAGUUGAAGGCACCUUCCGACGAUCUCAUUGUUGGAAGAAGGCACAAGAAUGGGCAGCAAACGAUACACUUCUCAACGCCGCGAUGCAGGAGCUGAACGCAGAAGCUUCACCAUUACCCCCGCCACCUGGCCUCCUGGACCCUUCAGCCGCUGCCCGUGGACGAUCUCAGAGCCCCGACCGGCGGCGGGAGAGUGUCAUGAACCUCGGGCUGGAGGCGUUGCCUUUGCCUCCUGGUGUAGCCCCGCCAAUGCCCAUGGGCUCGCCCUCGCUGAGACCCGCGUCGAAUCACGAUCCCAACAAGACAUUUGACGACAUACUUGGAACGACGCCUGACAAUGGCAAAUCGAAGAAGAAGACUCAUCCACAACUCGUUGCGACUCUGCGGGCUGUUGAGGCUUUGGUUUGCUUCGACCGCGGUUUUCGCAUCCUCCUAUUCGUCAAGAUGACGUCCUCGUUACCUGGAAACCGCGACUUGCCCGUCUCGCAGUACGAUCUGGGCACAUACUGGGGUCGCGUGCAGCACUCAGCAAAUAUAUCAGAUCCGAGAACCCUCCUCACCUCGUCAGCCAGCCUCGAAAAUGCAAAGAAGCUCGUCACCGCGUACAAGACGGGCAAGAUCCCAGAUAUGACACCGGAGCUGUGGAACGCAAAGAAAAUCAUCGACUCUACCAUACAUCCAGACACGGGACAGCCAGUCUUUCUGCCUUUCCGCAUGUCGAGCUUUGUUCUGACCAAUCUGGUCGUCACGGCUGGGAUGCUUACACCAGGUCUUGGGACGGCGGGAACACUAGGAUGGCAAGUCACCAACCAGUCCGUCAACGUCGGAAUCAACUUCUCCAACGCGAAUAAGUCGGUCCCGCUCUCUACCUCGACCAUCGUCCAGUCGUACCUCACCGCCGUCAGCGCAUCCUGCGGUGUUGCACUCGGUCUCAACGCGCUGGUGCCCCGCCUUAAGAGCCUCUCGCCCAAUGCAAAAGUCAUCGCGGGUCGGUUAGUGCCUUUUGCGGCUGUCGCAACAGCGGGGGCGCUCAAUGUGUUCUUGAUGCGCGGCGAGGAGAUCAGGCAGGGCAUCGACGUGUACCCCGCGCUAUCAGAAGCUGAGCGACAGCGAGUAGAUACAGGCGAUCUCGAGAUCAAGCCAUUGGGAAAGAGCAAGAAAGCGGCCACACUGGCAGUGGGAGAAACAGCGCUGAGCCGUGUGCUCAAUGCAACGCCGAUCAUGGUGCUGCCUCCUCUGAUUCUUGUUAGGCUGCAGAAGACCGAGUGGCUUAAGCAGAGGCCUAGGAUGGUGACUCCUGUUAACCUGGGACUUAUUUUCACGACGUCCAUCUUCGCACUACCGCUUGCGCUCGCUGCGUUCCCACAACGUCAAGCUAUUAGUGCGAAGACGCUUGAGCCCGAGUUUCAUGAGCGCGGUGGCAAGGAUGGAAUGGUGGAGUUUAACCGUGGGAUAUGA
Alternaria burnsii is the source of this 3705-nucleotide messenger RNA. RefSeq lists its product as uncharacterized. The coding region runs from base 1 to 3705 and encodes 1234 amino acids. Gene Ontology annotation, biological process: monoatomic ion transport; transmembrane transport. Lineage: Eukaryota; Fungi; Ascomycota; Dothideomycetes; Pleosporales; Pleosporaceae. Gene Ontology annotation, cellular component: membrane. The transcript is spliced from 7 exons. Gene Ontology annotation, molecular function: monoatomic ion transmembrane transporter activity. The record is from RefSeq and is a predicted model, not a curated record.